AUGUCCAAUCUAGAUCAGCUUGUCAAGGGAGCACCUCCGCCGGAGAAGAUAUACAAUAUCCCAGGACCGACUGGAGUGCAAAUCCCCGAUCCGAUGAAUCCUCCCUCCCUGGCUGACCCUCUAGCCAACCUUCCCUCCUCGCCCCCGCAGAUAUACCUAAACCUCCUCAUCCUCGAAGCUUCGUUGCGCGCGCAAUGGCUUCAGCUACGAACGAGGCGGCGCCAGCAUACGUUCUUCUUGAUGUUACUCGGGCUGUGGGUCCUGUAUUUUGGGUAUGCGCUGUUCCUGGCGCCGCGAGAGGACGGGAGCGGCGUGGGAGGCUCUGUAUACUGGGUGGUGGAGGUGACGGAAAAAGUCUGUCUGAUGGGUGGCGUGGUGACGGGCAUCCUCGUUUGGGGUACCGGACAAUGGGAGAGGGGUUUCCGUUGGCCACGGCGUUGGGUGUACAACACGAACAGAGGGCUUAGAGGCUUCAACUGCAAGCUGGUGGUCAUCAAGCAGCCUAUGUGGCGGGAUGUACUCUCCACACUGUCGUUCCUCUUCUCCUACGGUCUCAUCUCCAGCACCAGCGGGAGCUCGUAUCGAUUUGUGGACCGGUCACUUUUGCGGGAGUCGGAGAAGGCUCGGGGGAAGGGUAGCCAUCACGCUCUAUCUAAUAUUAACGAGAGCGAAGAAUCAGUCGGCUACGAAGAGGAUUUAGCACCCGGGGGAGACUAUGUCAAAUUGCUCUUGCUCCCCAAACCUUUCUCUGCCAACUUCAGGGAAAACUGGGACACCUACCGGACCGAGUAUUGGGAGAAAGAGAAUGAGCGACGAGCGGUUUUACAGAAAAAGAUAAAGGCGCGGGAAAGGAAGCUCGCCAAAGAGCAAGGUGGGUGGUUAUGGUGGACGGGCUAUAGAGGCUGGAAGCGUGGGAAAUCUCAUGACAUCGAGAAGACCUCCAACCCUGUCAGCAAGCUGGGAAGCCUUCGCGACAAAGAUGCAAAGCGUAUCCGCAGUAGUAGCAUCAGGUCGGGAUCUCACUCCAGAAAUUCGUCUCGAAGCACUACCCCGACUGAGCUGGAAGAUGGGCAGAUAGGACAUGUUCGGAGAGGGAGCAGCGCUUCGAGUGGUCCUGGCAGGAGGAAAAAGACCGUCCCAGGAGGCAGAGCUCAGAUCCUCGGCCCUGGCGGCUCUCGCUCUGUAACGCCAGAGGUGCCUUCGCCUCUUAUGAGGGAAAGCAGCGUUACGAGUCUCUCUUCUCUUGAUAGUGACCAUGCACCGACACCUGCUGGCGAUGGUGACUCGAUCAGAUCCACGAAGGCACCUCCGAGGACUGGGAGCACGAUGAAGAAAUCGAGUGUAGGAAGCCUUAGAUAG
Drepanopeziza brunnea f. sp. 'multigermtubi' MB_m1 is the source of this 1359-nucleotide messenger RNA. RefSeq lists its product as uncharacterized. Gene Ontology annotation, cellular component: Nem1-Spo7 phosphatase complex; membrane. The record is from RefSeq and is a predicted model, not a curated record. Gene Ontology annotation, biological process: nuclear envelope organization. Gene Ontology annotation, molecular function: protein phosphatase regulator activity; phosphoprotein phosphatase activity. Lineage: Eukaryota; Fungi; Ascomycota; Leotiomycetes; Helotiales; Drepanopezizaceae.